Messenger RNA from Desarmillaria tabescens, 375 nucleotides. RefSeq lists its product as uncharacterized. The record is from RefSeq and is a predicted model, not a curated record. The transcript has a single exon. Lineage: Eukaryota; Fungi; Basidiomycota; Agaricomycetes; Agaricales; Physalacriaceae. The annotation marks the transcript as partial.
GAUAUCAUGAUCAUGAUAAAGAAUGCAUACCUCUGCGCAGCCAAGGGCAAGGUCGAUAACCCAGAUGGGCUUUUCUAUCUGAUCCUUUUAGGCACCGACGGGCUCGAAAAAUUAUUCAGGAUUCUUCGUAUGAUGGUUGGAAAUGAUGCCAACGUCGACAUGCUACAGCUGAGCACAUGGCUCACAGGAACCACAGAGGUGGCCAACAUCCUGGCAAAGUAUCCUCAAUGGGACCGAGGACCCCGUCGUCUACGUCUCCCAGCUCUUGCUCGGAAUUUGUCUCCAGUACCCCUUAAUGAGGAUCAUCUCACUCCGUCUUCAUGGCAAGGAGAUGUGUCACUACGACGGGUGUCUCUUCAAACUUGCUGGCGAAUC